Messenger RNA from Pangasianodon hypophthalmus (striped catfish), 1226 nucleotides. RefSeq names its product microtubule-associated protein, RP/EB family, member 1a (gene mapre1a). Gene Ontology annotation, cellular component: microtubule plus-end; cytoplasmic microtubule; microtubule organizing center. The record is from RefSeq and is a predicted model, not a curated record. The transcript is spliced from 8 exons. NCBI's taxonomy places the organism in Eukaryota, Metazoa, Chordata, Actinopteri, Siluriformes, Pangasiidae. Gene Ontology annotation, molecular function: microtubule plus-end binding. The coding region runs from base 195 to 995 and encodes 266 amino acids. Gene Ontology annotation, biological process: spindle assembly; regulation of microtubule polymerization or depolymerization; protein localization to microtubule plus-end.
UACGUGACUACAAAAUGGCAGCUUUUCUGAUUUUUUUUCCACUGGAACCUUUAAUUUGACGUGAGGGCGAUCACGUGACCACGGGGACACGCCCACAGUAGUAAAUGAAGACUGCGUGGAUACAGCGGCAGGAGCGGCGGCAGUUUCCAAACCGAGCAACGGUGAGGCUGAGUUUACUCCAGUUUUAACCCGUCAUGGCUGUGAACGUUUACUCCACGUCAGUAACUAGUGACAAUCUCAGUCGCCAUGAUCUGUUGACCUGGAUUAACAGCUCCCUCCACAUGAACCAUGCCAAGAUUGAGCAGCUGUGUACAGGUGCUGCAUACUGUCAGUUCAUGGAUAUGUUGUUCCCAGCAUGUGUGCCAUUGAAGAAAGUGAAAUUCCAGGCCAAACUGGAGCAUGAAUAUAUCCACAACUUUAAAAUCCUUCAAGGAAGCUUUAAAAAGCUAGGAGUGAAUAAAAUUAUUCCAGUGGACAAGCUUGUGAAAGGGAAAUUUCAGGAUAACUUUGAGUUUGUGCAGUGGUUUAAGAAAUUCUUUGAUGCUAACUAUGAUGGAAAGGAGUACGAUCCAGAAGCAGCUCGACAGGGGCAGGAGGUCUCUGCCUCCCAGUGUCCGGCUCCAGGUUUGGCCAAUAAACCUCGGAAAGGCAGUUUGGAGACACGGAUCAGUUCAGCGAAGCCCACAGCUCCAGUUGCUCCACAGAGAAUGGCUGCAGCUUCUCCCAAGAGGGCAACUCCUCCAGUGCAGAGAACAGAUUCAGGGGCCAGAGAAGAGCUCAUGCAGAUGAUCAGUGAUCUAAAAUGCACCAUCGCGGAUUUGGAGAAGGAGAGGGACUUUUAUUUCAGCAAACUGAGGAACAUUGAGCUCACUUGCCAGGAAAAAGAGGGGGAAGCCGAUCCCACACUGCAAAAAAUAGUUGACAUUCUGUAUGCCACAGAUCAGGAAGGUUUUGAGAUCCCAGAGGAAGGUGCUGGUGAACCAGAAGAGUUUUGAGCAAACUUUAGGCCAUUGCCUGAUUUAAUGUUAAGUUCUUGUUCAAGUGGGUGUGUUUUGCACAUGCACAUUGCCAUCUUCCUUCGGUCAGGUGCCUUUGAGCCUUUGCUUUUGCACACUGACAUUUGAAUGUUUUAUAUUUGUAAAUGUUCUAUUUCUGUGGCUUCAAAUAUUUAUUUUUGAAUUAACAGAUGACUGAUUUAGAUGUAUUAUUAAAGGUGUUUGUUUGUC